ACAGAGCCUAAACCCUGAAGGACAAGAUUUGUUUGUCUUGUGAUUUUCACGUUUUCUAUAAUGGCCGUGAUAUCAACUGUCACAUAUAAAGACAGAAGUUUUAGAUACACUUUCUCAAUUAGACAGGUAAUUUUGGUAUCUGAAGAUUUGUUAAUAUUUGCCAGUUUCUGGGGGUGUCCGAGGAGGUUAGUCAAGUGCUGUAAAGGCAGAGCGUGUCACUGAUGUGCUCUUAUCUCAUUACUGUAAACCAAACCGGUCUGUUAAACCAGUUCUCUUGUCUUUUCUUCCGCUGGCUGACUCUGUUGAGCACUCGUGUGAAUUUAAAUAGCCUUCAGGAAAAAUCACAGUCGUUCACACGCGUCCGAACAAAACUUCCACCAUGAAGCAGGCUCUUUUGUGGAUUUUGCUUCUUACGGUGCUUUGUUCAUUUGUGCGAAAUGAAAAGAUCAAUCCAGCUAUGGUGGAUGAGCAGCUGCUCUGGGUCGGUGGUGGAAUCGGAGAAGUUCACACCUACAGAAUUCCCCUCCUCACCUUCACUACUCAGGGAAGCCUUCUGGCUUUUGCAGAGGCCCGGAAGCUGUCCUUCAAGGACAUAGGAGCCAAGUUCAUCGCUUUAAGACGCUCCACAGACAGAGGAGCCACCUGGUCUCCCACCUCCUUCAUAGUGGACGAUGGUUCUCUGGCAGAUGGGUUGAAUCUGGGUUCGGUGGUUGUGGAUGAAGAGACUGGUGCUGUGAUAGUCAUCUACUCGCUGUGUUUCCACCGUUAUCACUGCAAGCCCUCUAAAACCAUGAUGGUGCAGAGUCUGGAUGACGGCUUCACCUGGAGCGCCCCACGAAACCUUAACCCUCAACUGGGGAUCAUGAGUUUUGUUCCUGGACCAGGCUUCGGUAUACAGAAACGUCAUCCGCCUGCUGUUGGGCGUCUGGUGGUGUGUGGCCACGGCAGCAUCGCCGGAGACGGUGUGUUUUGUAUCCUGAGUGAUGAUCAUGGAAACACGUGGAGAUACGGAGCUGAACUGAAGAGCAUUCCCUACAACCAGCGCAAAAACAACCUGGACUUUGAACCGGAUGAGUGUCAGCCAGUGGAGCUGGAUGACGGCAGCAUCGUGAUUAAUGUGCGCAACAAUAGACACUACCACUGCCGCUGCCGUAUGGUGGUGCGCAGUCGGGAUGGAGGAGAGUCUCUGCCGGUGGAGGAGCUGGUGUUUGAUCACACACUGGAGGAUCCUGCGGUCGCAGCUGGAGCUUUAGAGAAGGAAGGAGUGCUGUACUUCACCAACCCAGCCAACACUAACAACAGAGUGAACCUGACCCUUCGCUGGUCUCUGAAUCGUGGUAAAUCGUGGGUGAAAGAUACUCUGAAGAUCUGGGCCGGGCCAAGUGGGUACUCAUGUAUGACGUCACUUAAAGGCAACGGAAGCGUGGAUCAUAAAUACAUCUAUGUUAUCUAUGAAAAAGGCCAAAAAGACUAUUUUGAGUCCAUCUCCUUUGUGAAAAUUGACCUGUACAGCGACCCAGAAUGGCUACAAUAACCAAAAAACAAACAAA
Puntigrus tetrazona (Sumatra barb) is the source of this 1550-nucleotide messenger RNA. RefSeq names its product sialidase-1-like. The record is from RefSeq and is a predicted model, not a curated record. The coding region runs from base 380 to 1534 and encodes 384 amino acids. The transcript is spliced from 7 exons. Gene Ontology annotation, biological process: ganglioside catabolic process; oligosaccharide catabolic process. Gene Ontology annotation, molecular function: exo-alpha-sialidase activity. Gene Ontology annotation, cellular component: cytoplasm; lysosome; membrane. Lineage: Eukaryota; Metazoa; Chordata; Actinopteri; Cypriniformes; Cyprinidae.